ACGUUAGUUGAGUUAUCCACUGCCACGCUGAAGAAGUUGGUGUUGAUGAAGCAUCUUAAGCUACUUUUGGUCUGCGUCAGCGCCUGUGUUAUGACUCUAGGAGCUAAAGACCCACAUAUAAAACCAACUCUGUGCCGGCCCGAUCUCUGUCCGCACUCGCAGAAUCAUUUGGGCUGCUUAAGCAACAAUACUUUUGGCAAGAAAUGCGGUGAUAACAACUACAUCAUCAACGUGAAUGGUGGCCUUCGGCUGAGCAUUCUCGACCGGAUCAAUGUGAUGCGCAACUACAUAGCCAGCGGAGCGGGACAUUUACCGGCGGCCGCCCGCAUGCCCACGAUGGGCUGGGAUACCAAUCUGCAGCGUUUGGCCGAUCUUCAGGCGCGGCAGUGCGACGAGAAUGGCUGGUUCUGUGCCAACAUGGAUAAGUAUCACUAUGUGGCCACCACCGAGACCAAGGUCAUGGUCAGCUGGCGCACCGUCAUACAUCAAGUAAUUCUUGUGGGACUUUUGCCGGAGCUGUUCCUGGAUGCCUUGGGCUGUAAAAUGGGCACUGAGUACCGGUUGGAACCCAUUAAACAGGGAUCCUGCGUGGGCCACUAUGUACCGCUGAUUGAGGAUCAUGGCGACCGGAUGGGCUGUGCCCUUCGCUUGAAGACAGACAAAAACACCACACGCGAGGACCGAACCGUGGUACUUCAUCUCAUCUGUCACUUCUCGCGGUCCAAUGUGAACAGGCAGAAGCACUACGAGGAGGCCAAAGACCCCACAUCGAAAUGUGUCACCGGACCGAAUCACCUGUACCCGUAUCUCUGCAGCACCGAUGAGGUAGUGGAUGCCAAUGAAAUUAUGGAGGAGCCUGCAGAUUCCCCCUAGCUGGAUCCCUUCUUAACUGUGUCUAAAUAAACCGAUGAAAUUGCCUACCGUA
This is a messenger RNA of Drosophila kikkawai, 925 nucleotides long. RefSeq names its product antares (gene antr). The record is from RefSeq and is a predicted model, not a curated record. Lineage: Eukaryota; Metazoa; Arthropoda; Insecta; Diptera; Drosophilidae.